CAUCAGAGUCCUUCAGAGAGACAUCAGAGUCCUUCAGAGAGACUUCAGAGUCCUUCAGAGAGACUUCAGAGUCCUUCAGAGCCCAAACGGACCGUAGAGACACCAGACCAUCGGGGUCCGACCGGAAACACAAACCCAGAGGAUUCUCCAACCGAACCGGAUCCAGUAAAACUACAUCUUCUUCCUAUAGAGCAACAACAACAACUGGGAGAUUCUCUCCGGACAGAGAAACAGAAAACGAAAGAUUCUCCAAAAGAUCAACCAGAACCAGAUCUGACUUCUCCACUAGAACUAGAUCCUCUUAGUCCAGAUCAGACCUCUCCACUAGAACCAGAUCCUCUUAGUCCAGAUCAGACCUCUCCACUAGAACCAGAUCCUCUUAGUCCAGAUCAGACCUCUCCACUAGAACCAGAUCAUCUUAGUCCUGAUCAGACCUCUCCACUAGAACUAGAUCCUCUUAGUCCAGAUCAGGAGAAAGCCAGAGUUCUCCCCGAACAUGAACAAAAACCAGACUACUCUCUGGACUCUCCCAGGAAGGUCACACGCAGAAACAUCGACCAGAAAACUGAAGACCUCCCUCCUCUUCCUCCAUUUAACCCUUCAGCCCUCAAUAGUCAAACCCAGAGACAUCUAACUACCAACCCUUCAGCCCUCGAUAAUCAACCCCAGAGACAUCUAACUACCAACCCUUCAGCCCUCAAUAAUCAACCACAGAGACCUCUAACUACCAACCCUUCAGCCCUAGAUAAUCAAACCCAGAGACAUCUAACUACCAACCCUUCAGCCCUAGAUAAUCAAACCCAGAGACAUCUAACUACCAACCCUUCACCCCUCGAUACACAACAUAAAGAUCUCAAGCUCCACAUCUCUGAGUCCAAAGACCAGCAGAACCAGCAAGAUCCUGUUCCUGAAAAACUCACUUCCUCCACAGCUGAGAGGCUUCAGGACUCUCUCCUAAACACAGAGGCGGCUGCUCAGUCAGCUCCGAGCGAAGGAUCGACCCCGGCUCCACCGGUCCAGGCCCCACAGGUCAAGGCCCCACCAGUCCAGGCCCCACAGGUCAAGGCCCCACCGAUCAAGGACCCACCAGUUCAGGCCCCUCAGAUCAAGGACCCACAGGUCAAGGACCCACCGAUCAAGGACCCACCGGUCCAGGCACCACAGGUCAAGGCCCCACUGAUCAAGGACCCACCGGUCCAGGCACCACAGGUCAAGGCCCCACCGAUCAAGGACCCACCGGUCCAGGCACCACAGGUCAAGGACUCACCGAUCAAGGACCCACCAGUCCAGGCCCCACAGGUCAAGGCCCCACCGAUCAAGGACCCACAGGUCAAGGCCCCACCGAUCAAGGACCCACCGGUCCAGGCACCACAGGUCAAGGCCCCACCGAUCAAGGACCCACCGGUCCAGGCACCACAGGUCAAGGACUCACCGAUCAAGGACCCACCGGUCCAGGCCCCACAGGUCAAGGACCCACAGGUCAAGGACCCACCGGUCCAGGCUCCACAGGUCCAGGCCCCAGAGGUCAAGGACCCACCGAUCAAGGCCCCACCGAUCAAGGACCCACCGGUCCAGGCCCCACAGGUCAAGGACCCACCGAUCAAGGACCCACUGGUCCAGGCCCCACCGGUCCAGGCCCCACCGGUCCAGGCUCCACAGGUCCAGGCCCCAGAGGUCAAGGACCCACCGGUCAAGGCUCCACCGAUCAAGGACCCGCCGGUCCAGGCCCCACAGGUCCAGGCCCCACCGGUCCAGGCCCCACCGAUCAAGGACCCACUGGUCAAGGACCCACAGGUCAAGGCCCCACCAGUCCAGGACCCACCGGUCCAGGCUCUGCAGGUCCAGGCUCCACCUCCCACCCUGGAUCCACCUCCCACCCUCGAGGUGUUCUGUGACCACAAUCGGCCGGGCCCUCUGCUUUCUACCAGAGGCGAACCCAAACUGUGUGGUUUCCUGCAGAAGCAGGGCGGGCCCCUGAGGGCCUGGAAGCAGCGCUGGUUCACCUACGAGGAGAAGAAGAACCAGCUGUUCUACUACCGCACGCCGCAGGAUGUGACGCCGCUCGGCUGCGUGCAGCUCUGCAGCGCCACCUUCACCUACCCGCUGCAGGCCGAGACAGGCACCUUCCACAUCAAGACCCCUGAACGCACCUUCAUACUCAAGGCGGUGACCCAGGAACUGAUGCUGUACUGGCUGCAGCAACUGCAGGUUAAACGCUGGCAGCACCAACAGACGUCUGUCUGUAUGGACCCAGCACACAACAACAACAACAACAACAACAACGCAGACAACUUCCUGUUUCCUGUCUGUGCGGAGGACUUCCUGCCGGCGUUGGAGGGUCCGCCGGGUCUGGUGGGGGAGGAGGCGGCCAACGCCCCGUCUCUACGCACACCGCUCGCCGACAUGUCGCUCAAACACCCGCUGAUCCACAUCCAGAACUCGGUCUACAGUUUCCGUCGGCGCUCGUCUCAGGAAUGCAGUCAUAGUGUGUUUCAUGUUGACGCUCCGCCAUGGAUCCCCCCGAAAUAUUACUCAGUCUCUCCGUCUCCCAGGACUCCCAGCGAGCCUCCGGUCCCGCCCCCUGCCCUCUCAUUGGCUGAGCCUCGGGCCCCGCCCCCUGCCCUCUCAUUGGCUGAGCCAGUAGGCCUGGCGUCCCCGGCGGAUGGCAGGAAGUCCCCGUCCCUGUUGGACAGCCUGAGCAGGAAGACGAAGACUCUCUCGUCCUCCAUGACGGGCUCAGACAGGAUGUCCCGUCUGCAGACAGAGAAACAUAUGCUGGUGGAGGAAGUCAAAGCUCAGAAGGAGCUGGUGUGGAUCCUCCACAAAGCCUUGGAGGCGUCUCAGCUGGAGAAGAGAACCUGUGCAGAGUUUCUGGCGGCGGACGGCGAGCAGGAGCGCCUGGAGCUGCUGCGGCACUGCGAGCGGCAGGCGGCCGACCUGCGUGGUCGUCUGGAGGCCGCCAGGACCGAGGCCAACUCCGCCAGGACCGAGGCCGACUCCGCCAGGACCGAGGCCGACUCCGCCAGGACCGAGGCCAACUCCGCCAGGACCGAGGCCGACUCCGCCAGGACCGAGGCCGACUCCGCCAGGAAGAGUCUGGCUCAGAGAGACGCUCAGCUGGCCGAGCUGCAGGAGAACAUCCGGAGUCUGACGGAGAAAAACAACGCCAAGCAGCAGGUGAUCAUAAAGCUGUCGGAUCAGCUGACUUCCUGUAUGUCCUCCGGAGACUCUCAGACCUUCAGACAGCUUCAGCAGGAGAUCGAGAACCUCAAGGAUGAUAUCGAGGCAUAUAAAACUCAGAACAAGUUCCUGAACUCUGAGAUCUUCCAGCUGACCCGACUCUGGAGAACCAGUUCAGAGCAGCAGAAGAGUCUGAUGGUGAAGUGUUCCUACCUGGAGGCCAGUAACUGCCAGGUGGAGAGCCGUUACCUGGGCGUCCUGCGGCAGCUGCAGGAGAUCAAACCUCUGGAUCCGGCCCAGCAGGCGGCCGUCCAGAAGCUGAUGGAGGACGCUCUGAAAGGACAGCUGAAGAGCGCCGUCAGGCUCAACAUGGCAAGAGAUCAUGACGAGUACGGCUUUAAGAUCAUCCCUGACUACGAGGUGGAGGACAUGAAGCUGCUGGCAAAAAUCCAGGCGCUGGAGAUCCGCUCUCACAACCUGCUGCAACAACAGGAGGGUGGCGAGCGCCACCUGUCGGCCCGCUGGGCCCGGUUCUUGGCCGGCCGGCCGGAGAACGAGCUCGGUCCGUCCCCGGAGCUCAAAGCUCUGCUGCGUGGCGGAGUCCCACCGGAGUACCGGCAGAGGGUCUGGCGCUGGCUGGUCUGGGCCAGAACCAGGACCGCCAGAGACCGCCACCCACAGCGCUACCAGCAGCUGUGUGAGAAGAGUCGGACUUCUCCCCACCCGGCCUCCAGACAGAUCCAGCUGGACCUGCACCGCACCCUGACAACCAAUCAGCACUUCUCCUCUCCCUCUAGCCCCGCCCUCCAGCAGCUCCGACGCAUCCUGUUGGCUUUCUCCUGGCAGAACCCUGCCAUUGGUUACUGCCAGGGACUCAACAGGCUGGCAGCCAUUGCUCUGCUGGUCCUUCAGAGUGAAGAAGAGGCCUUCUGGUGUCUGGUGGCCGUGGUGGACGACAUCAUGCCGCGAGACUACUACACCAAGAACCUGCUAGCCUCUCAGGCUGACCAGCGUGUCCUGAAGGACCUCCUAUCUGAGAAGCUCCCCCGUCUCUCGGCUCACUUCGAGGAUCUGAGCAUCGACGUCUCUCUCGUCACCUUCAACUGGUUCCUGGUGGUGUUCGUGGACAGUCUGCCCAGUGACCUCCUGCUGCCCCUCUGGGACAGCUUCCUGUAUGAGGGGAGCAAGGUUGUGUUCAGGUACACUCUGGCUCUGUUUAAAUACAAAGAGGACGAGUUCCUGAAGCUCCGGGACAGCAUGGAGAUCUACCAGUACCUACGCUUCUUCACCAAGACCAUCACUGAUGGCCGGCGUCUGAGCAGCAUUGCGUUCAGCGACAUGAAUCCGUUCCCCGGCCGGCUGCUGAGGACCCGGCGAGCGCUGCAGCGGGAGCGUGUCCACGGCGAGCUGAAGGAGCUCGAGGAGCAGCAGAGACAGCUCGCCGCCGAGGACGCCCGGCACAAAGACAAAGCCCUGGACACCGCAGUCAGCGAGGACGACGACGAAGUCUGACACACUGACAGGGUGGCUGUGUGUGUGUGUGUGUGUGUGUGUGUGUGUGUGUGUGUGUGUGUGUGUGUGUGUGUUU
This is a messenger RNA of Perca flavescens (yellow perch), 4768 nucleotides long. It is a transcript of the gene tbc1d2, whose product is annotated as TBC1 domain family, member 2. Lineage: Eukaryota; Metazoa; Chordata; Actinopteri; Perciformes; Percidae. Gene Ontology annotation, molecular function: GTPase activator activity; small GTPase binding. Gene Ontology annotation, biological process: regulation of GTPase activity. The annotation marks the transcript as partial. The record is from RefSeq and is a predicted model, not a curated record. The transcript has 18 exons.